AACGAACCUUCAUGAAAAACAAGCUAUCUUACAUAAGCUCGAGCAAUCAACUUUUUGUACCCUCAAGUUGCACAAGCACCUCUACCGUGCCGCCUGAUGAGGAAGCAGAAUUUAUCGUUGCCGCCAGUGACAUGGAGGAUUCUGCUACGUCGUCGCCUGGUUUUACGCAACGAAUCUCUGGUAGUUCUGUAGUGAUCGAAGCAGCGGCAGCAACUCCUGCAACCCCACAAACAGCGAACCAAAUGCAGUCGGAGAAAGAUGGACUGGGCCUUUUACAAGCGAUUUUGAAGGAGUACAGGCAAAAAGAGCUGGC
Molecule: messenger RNA, 313 nt
Organism: Amoebophrya sp. A25
Lineage: Eukaryota; Dinophyceae; Syndiniales; Amoebophryaceae
Source: the annotation of a GenBank genome assembly